AUGUUUUUAGAUAAUGAAAACAUGAGCAUGCGGCUCAAAAUAGUUGAAGAUCGAUUAGGAUUUAUAGAAAACUUAACUCAAUUGCAAGACAAGCGCAUAAAUGAAUUGAUUAAAUAAUUAGACCAUGUCAUUCACUAAUUUCAAGAUUUGAAUUUGGAUCGUUGCAGAAAUGAUGAAGGCUUAACAUUCAAAUUCGAACGCUUUGAAAAGACACUCCUAAUGUUGCAAAGAGAAAUGAAUCAGAUAGCUACACAUCAGGAUGAAAGAAUUAAUUAAUUGAUCAAUUAAUUAGUUGAACCUAGCUUUAAGGAUAUCGAUAUCUAAAUUAAGUAGGAGUCUCAAAGAUUGUAAUUGCAAUGUCAAAGGUAGUUAGAUGACAUGUACGAGGAGAUCAUUAAUAAAUUUAAGACACCCAUGUAAAGUAGUGUUGCCCAAGGAGGAAGAGCAAGCAUAUUUGAAUCAACUACUCAAGAUGAUACUAAGAAAAAAAUUGAUGAUGAAAUUAAUAGAAGAAUUUAAGAAGAAAACGAGAAGAGAAGGUCUUUUUUGGAAAGUGAAACUAAAUAACAGAAAAAUGGAUAAUUGUCAACUGAAAAAUCAAGAUCACGAGAAAUUUAAAAUCGUUUAAAUCUAGAAAGAAAAGCAAAGUAAGACAAAAUAAAUCAACUAAACGAAUUAUACCAAUUUAGAAAGCAUUGAAAACAAACUAUAAAUAUCCAUAUAAUACUUAUUACCAAGUUA
This is a messenger RNA of Paramecium tetraurelia, 741 nucleotides long. RefSeq lists its product as uncharacterized. The transcript has 2 exons. The record is from RefSeq and is a predicted model, not a curated record. NCBI's taxonomy places the organism in Eukaryota, Ciliophora, Oligohymenophorea, Peniculida, Parameciidae.